Molecule: messenger RNA, 775 nt
Organism: Haliaeetus leucocephalus (bald eagle)
Lineage: Eukaryota; Metazoa; Chordata; Aves; Accipitriformes; Accipitridae
Gene: ACTMAP
Product: chromosome unknown open reading frame, human C19orf54
Exons: 5
Coding region: 1-729 (242 amino acids)
Source: RefSeq, a predicted model, not a curated record
AUGGGCAAAGCUGUGUGCGGGCUGGUGGCCCUAUGGAUGGCGGCGUCGCUGCUGGCCCCCACCCACGGCGUGGGGCUGGAGGAGCUGGUGGGGACGGCGCGGGAACGCGGCUUCACUGCCCGGGGCGAGAUGUUCUCAGCGGUUGACAUGGCGGCGCUGGCUGAGGAGCUUUUCCCUUGUCGCGCUGAGUUACUUUCGGGGGGUUUGGAAGGGUCCAACCAGCCUCGGAUCUUGCGUCACCUCCUUGGGGGGCUCCCCCUCCUCGUGCCCUACGACGAGGACAGUAACCACGAACCUUGCUGCCGUCGCGGCCACAAAGCCCACUGGGCUGUGCUGACGGGUGUUUUGCUAGGCAUCCGCAGCGAGGCAUUGAGCCCGAACUACAGGCAAGAUCCCGAAAUCCCCAAUCUCUUCCACCCUGCCUCGUCAUGGUUUAAGGGGGACGGAAUGAUAUUGGGGGGGGGCGAAGAAUUAUUUUGGGGGGGGACACAACCGAUAGAGGGGGUUUUGGUGUUGGCGCAGCAGGGGAAGAGCCCCCGUUGUCAACUUUGGGGGUUGGGGGGGCUUCAUGGCAGCAAUGUGCAGCUGAAGGAGCUGAGCCCCCAUCGGGAGAACGACGGCCAUCGUUAUGUCCUCCCCCCGGGGGGGCUGGGGGUUGGCCUGAGGGGGAGGGUUGUGCUGCUGCAUCCCCGGAUUGAAGGGGGGGGCACACAGCCCCCCCCUCAAUAAAUGGGGCUGGUUGAAGGAAAGGCGGGAGGGACACACAACUGGUGUU